AUGAGUAAAGUCUCAAUACCACAUACCGAGAGGACUGCUGGUGAGCCACGUGAUGAUGGGCUACAUCCAGUUAAGAUUGACAAGAUAGAUCAGGUUAAUGAGAAUAUACGAUUGAUUAGACUUGCACCUGUGGAGAAGAAUUCUGAUCUCAAGUUCCUCCCCGGCCAAUGGCUCGACACCUACACACCCAUCUCCCCCAAAGCAGGCGGUUUCACCAUAACCUCCGCCCCCUCAUCCCUCUCGCAGCCCAACCCCUACAUCGAGCUAGCAAUCCAACGCACCUCCAACCCACCAGCAAAAUACCUUCAUCUCCCACAACCCCAGCUCCUCAACACACUCCUACAAAUUCGUGUCGGCGGCUCCUUCACAUACCCUCCCACUCCGCCCCGGAAUUUCAAACGUGUGGUUUUCGUAGCCGGAGGUGUAGGUGUGAAUCCUUUGAUGAGUAUGUUAUCGCAUAUCAAAACGUUGAAGGAAAGUGGGGAGGGAGAUGUUGAGGUGAGGUUUUUGUAUAGUGUGAAGGAACAGAGGAGGUGGGAUGAGAUUCUGUUUUUCGAGCGUAUUAAGAGUACGAUGGCGGAGCUUGGCAUGAGGGGUGGAUUCAAAUUGUUCUUAACGCCAGGAAAGGUGGGUUCCGAUCAAUCUUCAGAUGGCAGCAAUCCCGACGGGGUGGAUGUUGCGAGGAGGAGACUCACGCACGGUGAUUUACAUGAAGCACUAGGGCCUGUUGCAGAGAGGAAAGAAGUGUUGUGUUAUGUAUGCGGUGUACCGAGAAUGACGGAUGAGUAUGUGAAGGUUGCUAAGGAGGCUGAGGGCAUGAUGAAGCAGAAUGUGUUUUGCGAGAGUUGGUGGUGA
Glarea lozoyensis ATCC 20868 is the source of this 855-nucleotide messenger RNA. RefSeq names its product Ferredoxin reductase-like, C-terminal NADP-linked. The transcript is spliced from 3 exons. Gene Ontology annotation, cellular component: mitochondrion. Bases 1 to 855 code for a protein of 284 amino acids. Gene Ontology annotation, molecular function: oxidoreductase activity. NCBI's taxonomy places the organism in Eukaryota, Fungi, Ascomycota, Leotiomycetes, Helotiales, Helotiaceae. The record is from RefSeq and is a predicted model, not a curated record.